Aphanomyces astaci is the source of this 1354-nucleotide messenger RNA. RefSeq lists its product as hypothetical. Bases 242 to 649 code for a protein of 135 amino acids. The transcript is spliced from 2 exons. NCBI's taxonomy places the organism in Eukaryota, Oomycota, Saprolegniomycetes, Saprolegniales, Verrucalvaceae. The record is from RefSeq and is a predicted model, not a curated record.
CUACUAUGCAGUAUUAAUACUAGUACUUCAGUAAUUCUUUAGCAGUCGUAUUCAACAUGGAAGGUGUCCACCAUGGACGCCGAGGGCAAGUGGCAUACAGCGUGCUUGAAACUCGAUGACAUUGCUGCCCACAUGAUCUGCUUUAAGGUACUUACUUACCUACCAACCGCCUACCUUUCCUGCCAAAUCCACGAGUUGGAACGAUAAUGGCGUCGUGGAGCGCUGGACAAGCCGCACGUGGAUGCUUCCGGUGCAUACCGCCGACAUUUCCACGCCGACCCCUGGGUCGCCCACGCAAGAUGGUAUCGCAGUGGACACUGUUCCAUUCUGCAUUUGCAUCUCCACGUCGUCGGGGGUUGCAUAUCUAGAUGUUCACGACGACGCGUCCAAGAAAGCGUGGAGUGCCGUGCUCCUCCGCAUAUCCCAGAACGGACCGCAAGAGGCCAACUUUUCCAAGCAGGAUAUGGCGUCUACGGCAGACUUUGUCUUCUCUGCGCGCGUGUCAGCGUAUCGCGUCAUCGACGGCAAGGCGUACAUUUGCAACGUGUGCGACCACCGCGACGCCGUGGUAUUCUUUCAGGAACAAGUACACGUGUCGCUCAGGGUCAUUCCUGGUUGUUGCAAUUUUGAGAAUCCAUUCACCACGUGAGCUACCGUUUAGAUCUUUUUUGAAUUCGCCGACCAUUGCAAGCCCGCAGUACGAUGACGACACACAACAACCAACUGAUGUUCGACACAAGUCCACUGAACGGGUGGUUGUGGUCGUUGUAUGACGUACAGUUGACGCAAAGGAAGCGCAAAGUCGCCACGAAGAACCUGCAACCCAGGUAACAUCAACACAAAUCCCCUUGUACGAGACCCCCUGCAUUUACUUCGUCCAAGAAGAAACCAUCGGCACUACCUCGGCCUGUCUCGACGUCCCCCGCUGAGCCACUGGACGACCCAUCAGAGGAGGACAGUCAGCCCAAAGCAGCAUCCACCGCAUCGCCUAAGAAACCCUCCAAAUGGAAAAAGAAGAAAGCCAACAAGGGCCAUCUGCGCGGUCCAGAAGUGGUGACCGACGACCCACAGGGGACUGGGCAGACGAGUAGAUGCCACGACGACGUGUCCAAAGCAUCAUCAGCCCCGUCGUCGUCGUGUCCUCCACCGAAUCGAGGCAAGUUGCAGAUCCACCAAGGGACCAAGUUGAAGUGCGUGGUUCAAACACGAGACAAAGUGCACUUGACCCGUAUCACAAGUGCAAGGUGGUUCAACCACAACAAUAAUGGAUAUACAUCAUACUACAUAAAUUAGUAGUACAUAUGAAGGCUGCUAUUGUACGGGCGACGGGUUCGCGCCGCCAUCUGCCACUGGC